Melospiza melodia melodia is the source of this 12172-nucleotide messenger RNA. RefSeq lists its product as uncharacterized. Lineage: Eukaryota; Metazoa; Chordata; Aves; Passeriformes; Passerellidae. Gene Ontology annotation, molecular function: plus-end-directed microtubule motor activity. The record is from RefSeq and is a predicted model, not a curated record. Gene Ontology annotation, biological process: spindle elongation; mitotic spindle assembly. Gene Ontology annotation, cellular component: mitotic spindle; spindle microtubule. Bases 403 to 10533 code for a protein of 3376 amino acids. The transcript is spliced from 12 exons.
GCGAGAGAAGCACCGCGGCCCUGUUUGUUGAGGGCAAUUCUGCGGGCUCCUCAGAGCCCUCCGCGUUCCCUCGUAAAUCCAGCCGGGAACGGCGAAAUGAAUCCGCCUAGAAAUGGUGGGAUGGAGCCUAAAUCCCCUGGGGAUGGAGCCUAAGUACCUCCUAUAGAGCCUAAAUCCCCUGGAAUUCAACCAAAACGGCCAAAUCCAGGCGCUUUCCAUGGAUAGGGGCGGUACUGGAAAGGGCGGGCGGUGACGUCACCUCGCCCAACCCCUUUUCCGGCCCCUCCUGAGGCGGCUCCGCCUUUUCCCGGUGCCGGCCCCGGGGCCUGUUCUGGGCCGGGACCGGAGCUGGUGCCGGGGCUCCUUCGCCAGCGGAGCGUCCCCAAGGUGUCCCCAGUGAGCAUGGAGCCCCAAGAGCUGUCCCCGGCCCUGCUGCAGCCACAGGUCACCGUGGUGGCCAUCCUGGGCGAGCUGCUGGACACCCUGCCCAGCCUGGACGAGAUGACUCUGCUCGUGUCCCCAUUGCACCUGUACUGGGACCUGAUGGACUUCACCAAUGAGCUCCGCGACAGCCUGUAUCGCAUUGAUGACACCUGGAGGCACUGUAAUUUCAUCUCUGAUGAUGAUGACCCCCCCACCUCCCUGAGCCAGGCCCUGGCCACCCACAAGAGCAGCCCAUGCACACGCUGGAUCUGUGUGCGAAUGAAGGCCUGGAAGUGGCCACGGUCAGUGGCUGCACUCAAGGACAGGUGGGCCGAGCUUGCCAGGAAGGCCACCAAGCUCCCCAAUGCCUGCAGGGAUUUGGCCACCAAGGCAGCCGACAGGGCGGCCACCGCCACUGCCCGGGCCAAGGAGCUGCAGGACAAGGCUGCCCGUUAUUGGACAGCUCAGGAAAACAUGGUGAAGUUUCGUCAGGCCCUGGGCGGGGAGGACGGGGCUGAGGUGGUGGUCAGGCAUGAAGCCCAGGUGAGGAGAGAUGCCAUGGUGGCUGCCAGCGAGGCAAGAAGGGCCACCAUGGUGAGACAGCGGCUGGAGGUGGCCCUGGGGCUGCUGGAGCGCUUGGUGGCCGCAUGUGACGAAGCCACCGCGUUCCCUCGGGAGCUGCAGCGCAGGGUUGGGGACAUUGGGUCCAUCCUGCGCUGGAUAAAUCAGGUGCCCUCCAGUAUCCGUGAGGACUUGGUGGUCAAGGUGGCUGUGGCUGAGUGGCUGUGGGAGGCCAACGCCCACCUGGCCAAGGAUCACCUGGUGGGGACACUUCAAGACAUCAUCAAGUUCUAUUUCCAUGAUGGUCCCACCAGCCUCAGUGCCCGUGAGGUGGCUGAGCGGUGCCAAAGAGCCAUCGAUGACAUCCCAAGGCUCCUUCGACCCCCGGAUUGUCCCCAGAGUAUACCCAAUGUGUCCCCAGUGACCAUGGAGCCCCAAGAGCUGUCCCUGGCUCUGCUGCAGCCACAGGUCACCGUGGUGGCCAUCCUGGGCGAGAUGCUGGCCACCCUGCACAGGCGGGAUGAGAUGACGCUGCUGCUCAUGUCCACAGUGAGCCUGUACCGGGACCUGGAGGACUUCACUAGGGAGUUCCGGGCCACUCUGUAUCCCAUUGAUGGCACCUGGUGGCGCCAGGAUGUCCCUGUGGAUGAGGAUGACCCUCCGGUCUCCCUCAGCCAGGCCCUGGCCGCCUACAAGAGCACCCAAUGGACCACCUCGUUCCGUGUGGAAAUGGAGGUCGGGAAGUGGCAGCGUUCAGUGGAUGUACUUGUGGGCAGGAGGGCCAAGCUGGCCUGGGCAGCCACCAAGCUCUGCAACACCUGCAGGGUGAUGGUCACUGAGGCAGGCUACAGAGCUGCUACUGCCACUGCCCAGGCCAGGGAGCUGCAGGCCACGGCUGCCCAUUAUGGGACAGCUCAGGAAAACAUGGUGGAACUGGGUCAGGCCCUGGGCAGGGAGGAGGGGAUGGAGGUGGUGGCCGGGCAUGGAGCCCAGGUGAAGAGAAAGGCCAGGGUGGCUGCCAGAGAGGCAACAAGGGCAACCAUGGUGAGACAGCGGGUGGAGGUGGCCCUGGGGCUGCUGGAGCGCUUGGUGGCCGCGUGUGACGAAGCCACCGCAUUCCCCCGGGAGCUGCAGCGCCUGCUCAGGGACACCAAGGCCACCCUGAAGGGGACAAAGAAGCAGUCCAUCAAUGUCCCCAAUGCCUUGGUGACCAAGGUGGCCAUGGCCGAGCUGCUGUGGAAGACCAACACCCGCCUGGCCAAGGAUCACCUGGGGAAGACACUUCCAGAUGUCAUUGAAUUCUUGUUCAAUGGUGGUCUUGACAGUCCCAGUGCCUGUGGGGUGGCUGAGCGGUGCCAAAGAGUCAUUGAGGACAUCCCAAGGCUCCUUCGACCCCCAGAGUGUCCCCAGGGUGUCCCCAAAGUGUCCCCAGUGAGCAUGGAGCUCCAAGAGCUGUCCCCAGCCCUGCUGCAGCCACAGGUCACCAUGGUGGCCAUCCUGGGCGAGCUGCUAGCCACCCUGCCCAGGCAGGAUGAGGAGAUGCUGCCCGUGUCCCCAUUGCACCUGUACUGGGACCUGGAGGAAUUCACCAAUGAGCUCCGGACCACCCUGUACUGUAUUGAUGACACCUGGAGGCACCAGAAUGUCACCGUGAAUGAUGAUGACCCUGUCAACUCCCUGAGCCAGGCCUUGGCUGCUUACAAGAGCACGCCAUGGAUCUCCCAGAACCCUGUGACAAUGGCAACCAGGAAGUGGCAGGGGUUGGUGGCUGCACUUGUGAACAGCUGGGCCGAGCUGGCCAGGAAAGCAGCCGAGCUCCGCAACACCUGGAGGGAGGUGGUCACCGAGGCGGCCACUGCCCGGGCCAGGGAGCUGCAGGAUGAGGCUGCCCGUUAUGGGACAGCUCAGGAAAACAUGGUGGAGCUGGAUCAGGCCCUGGGCAGGGAGGAGGGGGCCAAGGUGGUGGCUGGGCAUGAAGCCCAGGUGAGGAGAGAGGCCAGGGUGGCUGCCAGCGAGGCAACAAGGGCCACCAUGGAGAGACAGCAGCUGGAGGCGGCCCUGGGGCUGCUGGAGCGCUUGGUGGCCGCGUGUGACGAAGCCACUGCGUUCCCCCGGGAGCUGCAGCGCAGGGUUGGGGACAUUGAGGCUGCCCUGAAGGGGACAAAUGAGGUGUCCUGUGAUGUCCCCAAUGCCUUGAUUGCCAAGGUGGCCGUGGCCGAGUGGCUGUGGGAGGCCAGUGCCCGCCUGGCCAAGGAUCACCUGGGAGGGACACUUCAAGACAUGAUCGACUUCUAUUAUGGUUGUGCUCCUGACAGCCCCCGUUGCCGCAGGAUGGCGGAGUGGUGCCAAAGGGCCAUCGAGGACAUCCCAAGGCUCCUUCGACCCCCUGAGCGUCCCCAAGGUGUCUCUAAGGUGUCCCGAGUGAGCAUGGAGCCCCAAGAGCUGUCCCCAGCCCUGCUGCAGCCACAGGUCACCGUGGUGGCCAUCCUGGGCGAGCUGCUGGCCACCCUGCCCAGUCUGGACGCAAUGAUGAUGCUGCUCCUGUCUCCAAGCUGCCUGUACUGGGACCUGAUUGACUUCACCAGGGAGCUCCAGACCACCUUGUAUCGCUUUGAUGCCGCCUGGUGGUGCCGCAGUGUCACGUUCAAUGACGAUGACCCUCCCACCUCCCUGAGCCGGACCCUGGCUGCCUACAAGAGCACCAGAUGGACCACCUGUUUCCAUGUAAGACGGGCGACCAGCAAGUGGCAGUGGUCGGUGUCUAUGCUCAUGAACAGCUGGGCCCAGCUGGCCAGGGCAGCCACCGAGCUCCGCAACACCUGCAGGGAUUUGGCCACCAAGGCGGCCGACAGAGAGGCCACCGCCACCGCCACCGCCCGGGCCAGGGCCCUGCAGGAUGAGGCUGCCCGUUAUUGGACAGCUCAAGAAAACAUGGUGGGGCUGGGUCAGGCCCUGGGCAGGGAGGAGGGGAUGGAGGUGGUGGCCGGGCAUGAAUCCUGGGUGAGGAGAGAGGCCAUGCUGGCUGCCAGCGAGGCAACAAGGGCCACCAUGGUGAGACAGCGGGUGGAGGCGGCCCUGGGGCUGCUGGAGCGCUUGGUGGCCGCGUGUGACGAAGCCACCGCGUUCCCCCGGGAGCUGCAGUGCCUGCUCAGGGACACCAAGGCCACUCUGGAGGCGACAAAGAAGCAGUCCAUCAAUGUCCCCGAGGACUUGGUGGCCAAGGUGGCCGUGGCCGAGCGGCUGUGGGAGGCCAACGCCCGCCUGGGCAAGGAUCACCUGGUGGCAACACUUGACAACAUCACCAAGUUCUUGUUCCCUGGUGGUCUUGCCAGCCCCAGUGCCUGUGAAGUGGCCGAGUGGUGCCAAAGAGUCAUCGAGGACAUCCCAAGGCUCCUUCAACCCCUGGAGCGUCCCAAGAGCAUCCCCACGGUGUCCCCAGAGACUAUGGAGAUUGAAGAGCUCUCCCUUGCCUUGCUGCAGCCACAGGUCACCGUGGUGGCCACCCUGUGUGAGCUGCUGGCCAACCUGCCCAGGCAGGAUGAGGAGAUGCUGCUGCCCAUGUCUCCAGAGGGCCUGUGCUCGGACCUAAAAAAUUUCACCAGAGAGCUGCGGGAGAGCUUGUACUAUAUUGAUGACACCUGGUGGCGCCGCGAUGUCACCUGGGAUUAUGAUGACCCUCCCACUUCCGAUGAUGAUGAUGAUGAUGAUGACUCUUACACCUAUGAUGGUGAUGACCCCCCUACCUCCCUCAGCCAGGCCCUGGCUGCCUAUGAGAGCACCCCAUGGACGCGCUGCAAUCAUGUGACAAUGGAGGCCAGUAAAUGGCAGUUGUCAGUGUCUGUGCUUGUGGACAGCUGGGCCGAGCUGGUCAGGAAGGCCUCCAAGCUCCGCAAAGCCUGCAGGAAGAUGGCCACCGAGGCAGCCGACAGGGCAGCCACCGCCACCAGCCGGGCCAGGGAGCUGCAGGCCAUGGCUGCCCGUUAUUGGACAGCUCAGGAAAACAUGGUGGAGCUGGGUCAGGCCCUGGGCAGGGAGGAGGGGGCCAAGGUGGUGGCCGAGCAUGAAUCCUGGGUGAGGAGAGAGGCCAGGGUGGCUGCCAGCAAGGCAACAAGGGCCACCAUGGUGAGACAGCGGCUGGAGGCGGCCCUGGGGCUGCUGGAGCGCUUGGUGGCCACGUGUGACAAAGCCACCACGUUCCUCAGAGAGCUGCAGCGCAGGGUUGGGGACAUCAAGGCUGCCCUGAAGGGGAUAAGUGAAGCAUCCCCCAAUGUCCCCAAAGACUUGGUGGCCAAGGUGGCCGUGGCUGAGCGGCUGUGGGAGGCCAACGCGCGCCUGGCCAAGGAUCACCUGCUGGGGGCACUUGAUGACAUCACCGCCUUCGAUUGCCAUUUUCGUGAUCUCAGCUGCUUUGCCGAUGAGGUGGCCGAGCGGUGCCAAAGAGCCAUCAAGGACAUCCCAAGGCUCCUUCGAUACCUGGAUCAUCCCCAAGGUGUCCCCAAGGUGUCCCCAAUGACCAUGGAGCUCCAAGAGCUUUUCCCGGCCCUGAUGCAGCCACAGGUCACUGUCGUGGCCAUCCUGGGUGAGCUGCUGGCCAACCUGCCCAGGUGGGACCGGGAGGCGCCCAUGUCCCUACAGUGUCUGCGCUGGGACCUGGAGGAAUACUCCAGGGAUCUCCGGGCCACCCUGCACUGCACUGAUGACACCUGGUGGCACAACAUUGUCACCUCCGAUGAUGGACCUGUCACCUCCUUUAGCCAGGCCCUGGCCGCCUUCAGGAGCACCCCAUGGGCCCCUCAGAACCGUGUGACAAUGGCAGCCAGCAAGUGGCAGCAGUCGGUGGCUGUGCUUGUGGACAGCUGGGCCCAGCUGGCCAGGAAAGCCACCCAGCUCCGCAACACCUGGAGGGAGGUGGCCACCGAGGCGGCCGACAGGGUGGCCACUGCCACUGCCCAGGCCAGGGAGCUGCAGGACGAGGCUGCUCGUUAUGGGACAGCUCAGGAAAACAUGGUGGAGCUGGGUCAGGCCCUGGGCAGGGAGGAGGGGGCCGAGGUGGUGGCCAGGCGUGAAGCCCAGAUGAGGAGAAAGGCCAGGGUGGCUGCCAGCGAGGCAAGAAGGGCCACCAUGGUGAGACAGCGAGUGGAGGCGGCCCUGGGGCUGCUGGAGCGCUUGGUGGCCGCGUGUGACGAAGCCACUGCGUUCCCCCGGGAGCUGCAGUGCAGAGUUGGGGCCAUAGAGGCUGCCCUGAAGGGGACAAAUGUGGCGUCCCCCGAUGUCCCUGAGGACUUGGUGGUCAAGGUGGCUGUGGCCGAGUGGCUGUGGGAGGCCAGCGCCCGCCUGGUCAAGGGUCACCUGGAGGGGACACUUAACGACAUCAAUGCGUUCUAUUACGGUUAUGGUCAUAACAGCCUCCAUUACCGCGGGGUGGCUGAGCGGUGCCAAAGAGUCAUCAAGGACAUCCCAAGGCUCCUUCGACCCCUGGAGUGUCCCCAGAGCAUCCCAAGGGUGUCCCCAGUGGACAUGGAGCCCCAAGAGCUGUCCCCGGCCCUGCUGCAGCCACAGGUCACCGUGGUGGCCAUCGUGGGCGAGUUGCUGGCCACCCUGCCCAGUCUGGAUGAGGAGAUGCUGCUGGUGUCCCCAGGGUGCCUGUACUGGGAACUGGAGGAAUUCACCUCGAAUCUCUGGGUCACCCUAUACGGCACUGAUGCCACCUGGUGUUGCCGCAAUGUCACCUCCAAUGAUGAUUACCGUCUCACCUCCCUGAGCCAGGCCCUGGCUGCCUACAAGAGCACGCCAUGGACUACCUGGGAUGAUGUGACAAUGGUGGCCAGCAAGUGGCAGUGGUCGGUGUCUAUGCUCAUGAACAGCUGGGCCCAGCUGGCCAUGAAGGCCACCAAGCUGUGCAACACCUGGAAGGGGGUGGCCAAUGAUGCGGCUGACAGGGUGGCCUUCUACAAUGCCCGGGCCAGGGCCCUGCAGGACGAGGCUGCCCGUUAUGGGACAGCUCAGGAAAAUAUUGUAGAGCUGGGUCAGGCCCUGGGCAGGGAGGAGGGGGCUGAUGUGGUGGCCAGGCAUGAAGCUUGGGUGAGGAGGGAGGUCAAGGUGUCUGCCAGCGAGGCAACAAGGGCCACCAUGGAGAGACAGCAGGCAGGCGUGGCCCUGGGGCUGCUGGAGCGCUUGGCGGCCGUGUGUGACGAAGCCACUGCGUUCCCCCGGGAGCUGCAGCGCCUGCUCAGGGACAUUGAGGCCACCCUGAAGGAGACAAAUGAGGCGUCUCUUGAUGUCCCCGAGGACUUGGUGGCCAAGGUGGCCGACGCCGAGCGGCUGUGUGAGGCCAACGCCCACCUGGCAAAGGAUCACCUGGCAAAGACAGUUCGAGACAUCAUCAAGUUCUUGUUCCCUGGUGGUCCCGCCAGCCUCAGUGCCCGUGAGGUGGCUGAGCGCUGCCAAAGAGCCAUCGAGGACAUUCCAAGGCUCCUUCGACCCCUGGAGUAUCCCCAAAGUGUCCCCAAGGUGUUCCCAGUGACCAUGGAGCUCCAAGAGCUGUCCCCGGCCCUUCUGCAGCCACAGGUCACUGUCGUGGCCAUCCUGGGUGACCUGCUGGCCACCCUGCCCAGUGAGGACGAGAUUAAUCUGCUGUUCACGUGUCGAAGUGACUUUUACAGGGACCUGAGGGUCCUCACCUGGGAGCUCCGGGACACCCGGCACUGCACUGAAGACUGGAGGCACUGCACUGUCACCUGGGAUGAUGAUGACCCUGUCACCUCUCUUAGCCAGGCCCUGGCUGCCUGGGAGAGCACCCCAGGGAUGUCCCAGAAGCGUGUGACAAUGGCAGCCAGGAAUUGGCAGGGGUUGGUAAAUGCGCUUGUGAACAGCUGGGCCAGGCUGGCCAGGAUAGCCACCAAGCUCCCCAAUGCCUGCAGGGAUUUGGCCACCAAGGCGGCCAACAGGGCAGCCACUGCCACCAGCCAGGCCAGGGAGCUGCAGGACGAGGCUGCCCGUUAUGGGACAGCUCAGGAAAACAUGGUGGAGCUGGGUCAGGCCCUGGGCAGGGAGGAGGGGGCCGAGGUGGUGGCCAGGCAUGAAGCCCAGGUGAGGAGAGAGGCCAUGGUGGCUGCCAGCGAGGCAAGAAGGGCCACCAUGGUGAGACAGCGGCUGGAGGCGUCCCUGGGGCUGCUGGAGCGCUUGGUGGCCGCGUGUGACGAAGCCACCGCGUUCCCCCGGGAGCUGCAGCGCCUGCUGAAGGCCAUCAAGGCUGCCCUGAAGGGGACAAUUGAGGCGUCCCCCAAAGUCUCUGAGGACUUGGUGGCCAAGGUGGCCGUGGCCGAGCAGCUGUGGGAGGCCAACGCCCGCCUGGCCAAGGAUCACCUGGAGGGGACACUUCAAGGCAGCAUUAUUUUUCAUUUCAAUGGUGAUGGUCCCACCAGCCCCAGUGCCUGUGGGGUGGCCGGGCAGUGCCAAAGAGCCAUGGAGUACAUCGCAAGGCUCCUUCGACCCCCAGAGCAUCCCCAGAGUGUCCCCAAGGUGUCCCCAGUGAGCAUGGAGCUCCAAAAGCUGUCUCCAGCCCUGCUGCAGCCAGAGGUCACUGCCGUGGCCAUCCUGGGUGAGCUGCUGGCCAGCCUGCCCAGGCAGGAUGAGGAGAUGUAUCUGCACGUCCCAAAGUGCCUGUACUGGGAUUUGAAGAAUUUCACCAGCAACCUUCGCUUCACCCUGUACUGCACUGAUAACACCUGGUGGCGCCACAGUGUCACCUCUGGUGAUGAUGACCCUGUCACCUCCCUCAGCCGGGCCCUGGCUGCCUGUGAGAGCACCCGAGGGACUACCUGGGACAAUGUGACAAAGGCGGCCAGCGAGUGGCAGUGGUCGGUGUCUGUGCAUGUGUACAGAUGGGCUGAGCUGGCCAGGACAGCCACUGAGCUUCGCAACACCUGCAGGGAGGUGGUCACUGAGGCGGCUGACAGGGAGGCCUCUGCCACUGCCUGGGCAAGGGACUUGCAGGCCCUGGCUGCCCGUGAUGGGACAGCUCAGGAAAACAUGGUGGAGCUGGGUCAGGCCCUGGUCAGGGAGGAGGGGGCCGAGAUGGAGGACAGGUAUGAAACCCAGGUGAGGAGAGAUGCCAGGGUGGCUGCCAGAGAGGCAACAAGGGCCACCAUGGAGAGGCAGCAGGCAGAGGCGGCCCUGGGGCUGCUGGAGCGCUUGGUGGCCGCGUGUGAUGAAGCCACCGCAUUCCCCCAGGAGCUGCAGUGCCUGCUCUGGGACACCAAGGCCGCCCUGAAGGGGACAAGUGAAGCAUCCCCCAAUGUCCCCGAGGACUUGGUGGCCAAGGUGGCCGUGGCCGAGCAGCUGUGGGAGGCCAAGAGGCGCCUGGCCAAGGAUCACCUCCUGAGGGCAGUUCCAGGCACCAGCAAGUUCUAUUUCACUGGUGGUCCCGCCAGCCCCAGUGCCUGUGAGGUGGCUGAAUGGUGCCAAAGAGCCAUCGAGGACAUCCCAAGGCUCCUUCGACCCCCAGAGCAUCCCCAGAGCGUCCUCAAUGUGUCCCCAGUGAGCGUGGAGCUCCAAGAGCCGUCCCUUUCCCAGCUGCUGGAGGCUCUGGUCUCCGUGGUGGCCACUCUGGGCGAGGUGACAGCCACCGUGACCGGGCCAUACCGGGGCGUGCGGCGCUGUGUGCCCCCAAAGUUGCUGCACGCGGCCCUGAGGAUCUUCACCUGGAGCCUCCGUAAGGCCCUGGAACGCCCCGGUGUCAGCUCCCUGGAUGACCCUGGUGUCCCCUCCCUGGGCCAGACCCUGGCCACCCUCGGGGCCACCCCGGGGGCCACCUGGGCCGAUGUGAGAGCCACGGGCAGCGCCUGGCAGGAGUUGGUGGCUGCAUGUGAGGAGAGAUGGAAACAGCUGUUCGAGGAGAUCACCAAGCUCCGUGAUGCCUGCGAGGACGCAGCCCUCGCCUGGGCCAGGGACCAGCAGGACAAGGCCAUCCGCAGGGGCACAGCUGGGGACAACCUGGCAGCCACAGCCCAGCAGCUGAUGGUGGCCCUGGACAGGGAUGAGGAGGCCUCGGCAGGGGCCACGCACAGUGCCCAGGUGAUGGCAGCCACCAGUGAGGCCAUGGGAGAGGCUGUGGUGGCCCCCAGGCCAGUGAGGGCAGCCAUCAGGAGGAGACAUUGGGCAGAAAUGGCCCUGGAGCCACUGCAGCGCUUGGUGGAUGCAUGUGACAAAGGCAGUGAGUUUAUCAGUUACAUGGAGUGCCAGCUCAGGGACAUCGAGGCUGCCCUGGAGGGGACAAAGGAGGCAUCCCCCGAUGUCCCCGAGGACUUGGUGGCCAAAGUGGCCAAGGCUGAGCAGCUGUGGGAGGCCAGCACCCGCCUGUUCAGGCAUCACCUUCUGGGGACACUUGGGGACAUCCACGACCUCCUCUUGAGUCCCUAUGGUGGCUGUGGUGGCCCCAAUGGCCCUGGCAGCCGUGCGGUGGCUGACCGGUGCCAAAAAGCCAUCGAGGAAAUCCCAAGGCUGCUUCAGGAUAGUGACAUCACCGCUGCAACGUCAUCGCGGCAGUGACGUCACUGGGGACAUCGCUGUGGUCACCUGUGCCUUCCCUGUGCAGUAAUUGAGACAAGUCUGGGGAAGUUUUGGGGAAUUUUCAUUGAAAUUGCCCCAAAUCCUGAUGGGAAUUCCUGGGGUGACAUCACUGAGGACACUCAGGGACUGGGGACAUGGGUGAAAGUGUCCCCUCAAGAACUUCCAGCUUUCCGCUGUGCCUGCAGCAGAGCCAGGGUAUAAAUGACAAUUUAGUAAUUGGCUUCUGCAAUUCUGCAUUGGCUUCUGGAAUUCUGCAUUGGCUUCUGCACUUUUGUAUUGCCUUUUACACAUUUUUAUUGAUCACCAGAAAUUUGAUAUAGUAUUUGAUACUGAUAUUGAUUAUCGAUGAUUCCUUGUAGCUGCUGGUUGGUGCAAUAUUAUCUAUCAGUUCAUGUGUGCACCAUACAGCCUAUUAAUAAAUAAACAGAUAAAUAUCCUCUAUAUAAAUCAGCCUGGGCUGAUCUGAACUCUGUUUUAGACCAAUUACAUGGCCCCGUUGAGAGACGAGUGGUCAAUAAAUUCAUCCCAACAUUUCUUGAGGGGAGCACAGCCAGGGAGCUGCUUCAAGGCACUGUCACUGAGAUAUUUCCCCUUGAAAACCCUGGGUGGGAUGGAAAUACACCCGAGCAGAUGGCAAAAUUAAAAUUAUAUCAAAGCCUCAUGGAAAGUGGGAUAAAACUGGGGGUCUCUAAAGCUGUGAAUUGGAAAAGGCUUUAUCAAGUGAGGCAAAAUUAUGAUGAAUCACCCACUGAUUUUUUAAACAGGUGACUGCCAUCAAAUGUACUGAUCUAUAUAGUGAAUCAGCUGAUGGUAAAGCACAUCUGGUUUUGUUUUGUGUAGGUCAGGCUUCAAAUGAUAUAAGAAGAAAAGAUAAAGGGAGUUCAAGACACAGAUAAACUCCUGGAGGUUGCCUGGAAGGUGUUUUGAGACAGAGGCCCAACUGAAAGAGUUAAUCCCAGCCUAGCAAGAAGGCAACUCAGGAAAAGUGACCCAAGAAAGCUUCCCCUCUGGAGAAGGCCCAGAGAGCAUCCUGUAAGAAAUGGGGACAUUGGAAAAAGGACUGUCCAGUGCUGAAAGAAAAAUUAUCAGUCCCUUUCAUAGCAGCGGUCCCCAGUGGGGAAUAAUGAGCAUUGACUCCAUGAUUGCAGCAGGCUGAUCAAUCCCUUUGUUGUACCAUCCUUUACUACUAAGAAAAACCCAUGGCCCUUGCCUGACAGUCCCAACACACACGUGGAUCCAAUUGGUCAAUCAAGCCAAACAACCAUCACCAGUGGCCAGUUGUUCUGGUUUGAAAGCAAAAGCAGUGAGAGACUCCAAGUCAGAAAUACAAGUUUUUACACAAAGGAAAAAAAACCCAAAAUACAUGAACCACAAAAGAAAAAUAUACAUAAAUGUAUAAUGCACGUAAUAAUGUAUAUAAAAAAUAUAUAGAUGUAUAGAUAUAUAUAUAGAUAUAUAUAAAAUACAGAAUGAAACCUUACACACAGAUCUCAUUAAAAUUAGGUCUCUUUGGGGUACACAAGGGGUUUCCCCGUCCUUCUGCAUUACCCAUCCAGAGUAACCAGGUCCUGGAGCAAAAAUGUUGGUACCCUACGUUGGGCGCCAAAAUUAUGUUCUG